Messenger RNA from Nematostella vectensis (starlet sea anemone), 427 nucleotides. RefSeq lists its product as uncharacterized. The record is from RefSeq and is a predicted model, not a curated record. Lineage: Eukaryota; Metazoa; Cnidaria; Anthozoa; Actiniaria; Edwardsiidae. Bases 28 to 369 code for a protein of 113 amino acids. The transcript has 3 exons.
AUGCAUGAUGGUUUUUGAGUGUCAAAGAUGGCGGCUCGCUGUUUGGUCUUGAGAUGUGCCAGACUUUGGAGCAGAAAUAGCAGUUUCAAGCCAGCUUUUAUUCGAUCACAAAGCAUGCUGAGCAAAGAAAGAGAACCUCCGAAUGGUUUUUUAUUCAACGAAAAGCCACUUAGGCCUGGUGAGAAGAGACAGUGGGAGGACUGGGAAGCCAUCUGGUACCGGUGGUGGGUCAUCAUGAUUGUUGGAGGCGGAGUGUUAUUCUACUUCAAACCUGAUACAAGUCCUAACACCUGGGCUCGUCAAGAAGCCCUGAAGAGGCUCGCUGAGUCAAGUGCUGCUGGGAUAGAUGAAGUGGAUGAAGAAGAGUAGAUUACGUUCUUGUUUUAUUUCUUCUAAUUUCGAGUGUAAAUAAAAAUAACAAAAUUUA